This is a messenger RNA of Aspergillus pseudonomiae, 1809 nucleotides long. RefSeq names its product cytochrome and DOMON domain-containing protein. The record is from RefSeq and is a predicted model, not a curated record. The transcript is spliced from 2 exons. Bases 177 to 1388 code for a protein of 403 amino acids. NCBI's taxonomy places the organism in Eukaryota, Fungi, Ascomycota, Eurotiomycetes, Eurotiales, Aspergillaceae.
CUUUUCACAGACUAUUAUCCAGGUUUAGAAAGCAAAAGUCAGCAGUUUAGGCAGCAGCAGAUGUAGUCUUGGCGCCCUGGGACGAUGUAUAUAAUGUUGUUAUUCCUCAGAUAGAUGUUGCAGAAUCCCAGUGAAGCGAUGAAAUACCUCUAUCGUUUUGUCGACUUUUGUUCGAAAUGAGAUUCCAUUUUGCGGUGAAACUGUGCGCUGCUGCGUUGGAGUCAGCAUCCAUGACACUGGGUCAACGACCGACCACCUUUUCUCCUGUUGGCCAGGAUGAAGUGUUCUUCAGCAUUGCCAUACCUGACACCACUGCACACUCUGGGUCUGGUCCCAUUUUCUUCCAAGUCAAGGCCCCAAGCACCCUGCAAUGGGUUGGGCUGGGCCAAGGAUCACAGAUGGCUGGCGCCAAUAUGUUCAUCCUUCACUCAACUUCCUCUACCAAUGUAGCCCUUUCGCCACGCUCAGGGGAAGGCCAUUUUCCACCAGUGUAUAAUCCAGACUCUCGAAUCUCUCUCCUCGAAGGCAGUGGUAUCCAAGACGGUACGAUGACGGCUAAUGCGCUCUGUGAGAAUUGCAAUGAAUGGCAAGGUGGAUCAAUGGACCCGAGUAGUUCAUCUACCCAGUGGAUCUAUGCCUAUAAAGAAGGUCCGCCGCUGAACUCCGACAGUGCGACUGUGACUAUCCAAAGACAUGAUGGGCGUGGGGGCGCAACUGUGGAUCUUUCUCGGGCGAUGACAAGCUCAGAUAAUCCGUUUCUGGAGUACGAUCCGGCUGUUGACUCGAGCAAUGUCACUGGUUUUCCGGGUGUCUCUCCUGGAACGUCCAUGCUUAUUGCGCACGGAGUCAUCAUGGCAAUAGCUUUUGUGCUGCUGUUUCCAUCAUUUGCCCUCCUUGUCCCAUUGCCAUGGCCACUCUCUAUCACUAAGGUCCAUGCGCCACUUCAGAUUCUUGCACUUGCUCUCGCCGUCGCUGGCAUGGGAGUUGGUAUCAGACUCGUCAUCGAUAAGAAAUUGAUCAUGAGCGCACAUCCCGUUAUUGGUAUUAUCGUCAUGGCCCUUCUUGUUCUAUUUCAACCGAUGCUAGGCUUCCUUCAGCACCGACACUUCCACCGUAGCGGUGAAAAGGGUAUCUUUGCCUACAUACAUCGCUGGUUGGGCCGUUCGAUGAUGAUCCUUGGUAUCGUCAAUGGUGGACUGGGUUUCCGCUUGGCGGGAGUAGGUAACCCUAGUACUCCUCGAGGCGCAAUGAUCGCAUAUUCAGUAAUUGCAGGAGUGGUUGGAUCGGCAUAUAUUGGUGUGCUUCUUCUCGCGGCUGUGCGAGGAGGAGCCCGCAGACAAGAACGAAGGGUAUUGAAGCACGAACCUCGAGGACAUGCAGGCAUGUAAAAUUUAAUGAUAUUAUUGCUAUGGGGGAUGAUAUAAUGUCGUUUGUCGGUGGAGAGAACUUUAAUGUUUAAACACAUACCCAGUCGAAAUACUGUUCGAUUCAUGUUCGGUUUGACUUCAAUACGAAUUGUAGCCAUGGAAAACACAUAUGUCAACCAAUCGAUCCAUGGUUACUGCUAGUAUACAUGUUCAUCUAUGUGAUAACCUUCAGAGUGUAUCGCCUCUUGACAUUGCUCGGUUGCUCUACCUGGUUGAACCAAAGCAUAGCAAGCAAAAUAAAACGAGCUCGGAAGACUAUUCUCCUAAAUAAUUUGCGUAUCAUACAAAUAUUUUUCAUUAGUAGUACAGUGUGCAAAUGACACAGACCGAGGAAUGAGAUUAAAAGGCACUUGUUUCCGGGUGAGCGCUAGAGGGAUGCUAU